GGAGAAGCCAGAGCCGCCAUUUUCAUUCCGCUGAGAGACAAAAGAGAGGAAGGAGCCGGAGAGCCGGGCCGAGGGAGGACCUCAGAGACGUUCGAAACGGGUAAGCCACACGUUAAAGGAGGACAGAUCUGAGAAGCUAUUUUGCGGCUCGCCCUCUCUAAUGUGCAGUAACAAUGAGCCCAGCAUUCGGAGCCAUGGAAGUGGAGCACUACGGAAAGGGAGUCCUGCUCGAGCCUUUUUUACACCAGGUCGGAGGACAUUCUUGUGUCCUUCGCUUUAACGACAAGACCAUCUGUAAGCCUCUAAUUCAAAGGGAGCACCUGUUUUACGAAACGCUCCCUGCCGAAAUCCGAAAAUUCACACCACAGUACAAAGGUGUGGUGUCGGUCAGCUUCGAAGAGGACGAACAUGGCAAUCUAUGCCUAAUAGCCUAUCCCUUAAAGCGGGACCAAGACAACCUAGAAAACGUAGACUAUUCAGACUGCAGCGAGCCAAAAAGUAAAGUGCUCAGGUGGUCUAACAAGAAGGCCCUCCUGCUGGAGAACGACAACCUUGCCAAGGAAAGAGUUCGACAGCACCGGAAGGAGGAGAAAAUCAAGAGCCACAUGCUAGAAGAAGAGUUUGAAUGGUUAAAGAAAUCUGAAGUCUUGUAUUAUAGUGUGGAGAAGAAAGGGAAUGUUAGUUCGCAAUUUAAGCACAAUCCUUGGAGUAUGAAAUGCCACCAGCAACAGCUCCAGCGAAUGAAGGAAAACGCCAAACACAGGAACCAAUACAAAUUCAUCUUAUUGGAAAACCUGACAUGUCGGUAUCAAGUACCAUGCGUCCUUGACCUGAAGAUGGGCACGCGACAGCAUGGGGACGACGCAUCGGAGGAGAAAAAAGCUAACCAGAUCCAGAAGUGUCAGCAAAGCACAUCUGCAAUCAUUGGGGUUCGUGUUUGUGGGAUGCAGGUCUAUCAAGCUGGGACGGGGCAGUUAAUGUUUAUGAACAAAUACCACGGCAGGAAGCUUUCGGUUCAGGGUUUUAAAGAAGCACUUUACCAGUUUUUUCACAAUGGCAAAAUCCUACGCCGGGAACUGAUAGACCCUGUCCUUAAAAAACUGACAGAACUCAAAAUGGUUUUAGAAAAACAGGAGUCUUACCGGUUUUAUUCCAGCUCCCUGCUCAUCAUCUACGAUGGGAAGGAGUUACAGGAAGUUUCCAUGGACUCAGACCCCGAAGAUCUGGGGGACUUGUCGGAGGAGUCUUCGGACGAAUCGGCGGGGGCCUACGCCUACAAACCUUCUAGUAAUAAACACAGCUCCAGCAGCACGGUCGACGUGCGGAUGAUAGACUUUGCGCACACCACCUGCAAAUUUUACAGGGAAGACAGCGUUGUACACGAAGGCCUAGACACCGGCUACAUUUUCGGACUCCAAAAUUUAAUAGCCAUUAUUAAAGAAAUAAGAGAUGAAAAUGGAGAGUGAAAAAACCUGGAAGAAACUACAUUUCGUACUGAAGCACUAUAACUAACUAAUGUUAAUUCCAAAACGACGGCCACUAUGUGGUGGUCGAAAUCAAGACAGGGUUCCAUGGGUGUGACCCGUGAGACGACCUGUCCAAAAAUAAAAAAAAAUAAAAAACAAGAGGGCAUUUACUUAGCUGUGCUGGACAGAGCACCGGUUAAUAUUGUUAUACUUUAUUUAUUUUAAAUAUUUCUAAAACAUUCCAUAUUUGAUGAUUCAAAUACCUCUGUUACACCUGUGUGUAUAUAUAUUAUUUUUUUCAAUAAACUUCCUUUUUUUUUUUCUUAUCCUCUCCUCCCCCACUUUUUUUUUUGUCUACCCUCUCCCUUCACCCUUUUUUUUGUUUUUGUUUGUCGUGUUGCAGCCACCAGCCGUGGAAAUCAAAUGGACUCUAUUUAACAUUAAGCUUGGCCCUCUGUUACAUACCUGAGGCUAUAACGUUUGCCUGAACUACAGUUUAUAUGCCAGAUUAUCCAUUAUUGCAUACAGAAAGCUAAUGAAAAACACAAAAAAAAAAUAAUGACUCUGUAUUGGAUAUUAUUGCCUGGUCCUAGCAUUGUAAUCUAAAAUUUCUAUUUAUUGGGCCCCCGAGCCCAAGUUACAAUAGCAGUGUGGAACAUGAUGUAACUUCAUGAACAUAUGUGCCUUUUUGAAUCACACGCAAAUACGAAAUGUCAACCGGGCCGAGGCCCCCCCCCCGCUUUGUGUGAAUCAAAUUGAUAUGUUCCUCCGAUAAGCCUUGAAGUUUACCACAAAUGCGUUCCAUGUCAUUUGCACUUUUUAUUUUAUUUGCUUCUUUGAAGAGAUCAUUAAACCAAAUACAAUUUUU
Rana temporaria (common frog) is the source of this 2334-nucleotide messenger RNA. RefSeq names its product inositol hexakisphosphate kinase 2 (gene IP6K2). Gene Ontology annotation, biological process: inositol phosphate biosynthetic process; phosphatidylinositol phosphate biosynthetic process. Gene Ontology annotation, molecular function: inositol hexakisphosphate kinase activity. Gene Ontology annotation, cellular component: cytoplasm; nucleus. The transcript is spliced from 6 exons. The coding region runs from base 174 to 1466 and encodes 430 amino acids. NCBI's taxonomy places the organism in Eukaryota, Metazoa, Chordata, Amphibia, Anura, Ranidae. The record is from RefSeq and is a predicted model, not a curated record.